This is a messenger RNA of Drosophila mojavensis, 2376 nucleotides long. It is a transcript of the gene Smyd4-4, whose product is annotated as SET and MYND domain-containing protein 4. The coding region runs from base 389 to 2113 and encodes 574 amino acids. Gene Ontology annotation, molecular function: protein binding. The transcript is spliced from 3 exons. The record is from RefSeq and is a predicted model, not a curated record. NCBI's taxonomy places the organism in Eukaryota, Metazoa, Arthropoda, Insecta, Diptera, Drosophilidae.
CUACACGGUCACACUGCACCUGAAUUCGCCAAAAAAAAAAAAGAACCAACGAAACUAAAUUUUUGAUCAGGAUUGGCGCAUAGCAAAUAAAUUUGCAGUAAACUUCUCGAAAUUUUUUGUGAAAUUGCAUUUUAACGCCAUCCAUAAACGCAACUAUAUAGUUGCGUGACACAAACACACAGAAACACAAACAUAUUUUGUUGGUGAAAAAACAGGCGGCGGCAGCGGCAGCGAAGCGGCGGCGGCGACGCAACACACGCGACUUGCAAGCAGGCAAAACACGGCGAGGAGGACGACGACUAGACCAAGUGGCUUGGCCCAGUCUGAGUGUGAGUGUGUAUAUGCAUAUAUGUGCAGCUCGAGGAUAAAUUGAAACACAAUAACAACAAUGGAUGUAUACGACGUAAGCGACGAUCUGAUCAAAAAGCUCAACGACUGGAAACUGAUUGGCAUUAUAUCCGGCAAAUUCAAUGAGCUCAAAGAGAACCACUCGAAAGUGAACUUCGUGGAGCAUGCAUUGAUUGACUUCAAGUACAUGGAAAAAAUAUUCCUAAAUGUAACGUUGCGCGAAAGUAAAUGCAACAAGCGCAGUGUCGAAUUUCGCAUGCUUGGCAACGAGCAGUUCUCCCUAAAGAAUAGAAAAUACUUUCAGGCACUCGAAUUGUAUAACAAAAGCAUUUGCUAUGCGGAGCCCAACUCGGAGAAUUUGUCCAUUGGAUAUGCUAAUAGGUCGGCAGUAUUUUUCGAAUGGAAGCGCUAUCGUGAGUGCUUGGCCAACAUUGAGCUGGCGCGCAAGGCAAACUAUCCGGAACGACUGCGUCAUAAGCUGGACAAGCGAGAGCGCGACUGCCAGCAGUUGGUGCAGCAACAGCCGCCGGACAUUGUGCCGUACAAUUUUAAGAUGAGCUUCGAUGCACACCCGCAAGUGCCAUUCAUAGCCAACUGCUUGGAGAUGCGCGAGACCCCGGAUGAGGGCCGGUUUAUAGUGACCACACAAGAUUUGGUUGUCGGCGACAUCGUUGCCACUGAGGAGCCCUUCUGCUCAUCGCUACUGGCGCCCAUGCGAUACAUAAGAUGCUCCAACUGCAAAGAGGAGCGCUAUCUGACGCUCAUACCCUGCGAUAACUGCUGUUCCGUCAUGUUCUGCUCCGAGGAGUGCAAGAAGCGCGCCAAUAGCACUUUUCAUAAAUACGAGUGCCCCAUUAUCGACCUAUUGCAUCGCAUGUUCAACAAAAUCCAUUGCAUUGCAUUGCGCACUACGCUGAGCGCCUUGGAUCUCUACGGCAGCAUUGAAGAGCUGAUGGCGUUCUGCGAGCAGCCGCAGAAUCAGCACAAAUCCGUAUUCGAUCUGGACUAUACGCAGCUGACACCGCAGGAACAUUAUCGGGCCAUACACGGUCUGGUAACGAAUCAGCACUUACGGUCCGUUUCGGAUCUCUUUCAGCGGUCGGUUGUGUGCGCCGUCCUCAAGCACUUCAUCAUGGAAUACACGCCGCUCAAGGAGUAUCUCGGCGGCGAGGAGGGGCGCAACUUCUUUACGGAUCUACUUUUUAGACAUUUACAAACAUCACCAUCGAAUAUGCAUGGCAUUGAUCUUGUCGAACAGGCGAACGAGACCAAGGACGACCAGUCGCAUUCAUCCGGCGCCUAUGCGUUUCUCUCCCUGCUCAAUCACUCGUGUGCACCCAACACGCUGCGCAUCUACGAAGGCGUCAAGGCCUAUUUGUUUGUGCUGCGGCCCAUCAAAGCCGGCGGUGUGCUUUACGACAACUACGGCGCGCAUUUCGCAGUCUUCGGCAAGAAACAACGUCAGGAGACACUGUCCAUGCAGUAUCGCUUCAACUGCAAGUGCGAAGCUUGCGAAUUGGACUAUGCAAAGUACAGAAAUUUGCCGUUCAAGGCAUCGGUGCCGCUGGUCUCAAACGACACGGACUUAAAGCUGUUGGGCGCAUACAACUACGAAUUUGCAUUGAACAAUUAUCAGAAGUACUGUGAUUUUCUGACGCAAAACGCUGAUGCUUUUCCCUGCGCCCAGAUCAGCUCCGCCGAGGAGUGCCUCAAAAUGGCGUUGCAUAUCAUGGUGGAUGCGGUGCCCCUAAAGGCGAAAAUGUAAUGUGUCUGGGACACAAUGCACUGACUGCCUCGCAACCCGCCAUCCCACCAUCUCCACAAGACGAACUACUACAUUUAUAUUGAUAUAUGUCUAUUUAUAUAUUGAUAUAUAUCUGGACGAACAAGCAGUAAUUAUCCCUAACUAUAAUUUGUUGCCAUAAGUUUCCAACAUUUUUGGCAACUACGGCAAUUGUUGAUUUUAAUUGGCAUGCAAAACACACACAACACGAUUUUUAAAUAUUUAUAUAUCUACUUGUGAAUUUA